GCCACUCGCGAUGGACCGCGCCGGGGACGAUCCGGACUCAACGCCGCAGGUAUCCACCUCCCAGGGUUCCUGACCCUGCCCCCGGAGAGCGCCCCUUCUCGGACUCCCAUCGGCUGGACUCUCCAAACCUGCUUCCACAAUGGGUAAUGAGGAGCUGUGGGUGCAGCCAGCCUUGGAGAUGCCGAAGAGACGGGACAUCCUCGCGAUCGUCCUCAUCGUUCUGCCCUGGACGCUGCUCAUCACCGUCUGGCACCAGAGCACGAUGGCACCGUUCUCGUAUGAAGGCAGUGACCCUCGGCGCGACGUGCCACCGGGUGCGGACCCCAGGGAGUACUGCAUGUCGGACCGCGACAUCGUGGAGGUGGUGCGCACUGAGUACGUGUACACGCGGCCCCCGCCCUGGUCCGACACGCUGCCCACGAUCCACGUGGUGACACCCACCUACAGCCGCCCGGUGCAGAAGGCCGAGCUGACACGCAUGGCCAACACGCUGCUGCACGUGCCCAACCUGCACUGGCUGGUGGUGGAGGACGCGCCGCGCCGGACUCCACUGACCGCGCGCCUGCUGCGCGACACCGGCCUCAACUACACGCACCUGCACGUGGAGACGCCGCGCAACUACAAGCUGCGGGGCGAUGCCCGCGACCCGCGCAUCCCGCGGGGCACCAUGCAGCGCAACCUGGCCCUGCGGUGGCUGCGCGAGACCUUUCCCCGCAACUCCAGCCAGCCCGGCGUGGUGUACUUCGCGGACGACGACAACACCUACAGCCUGGAGCUCUUUGAGGAGAUGCGCAGCACCAGGAGGGUAUCUGUGUGGCCCGUUGCCUUCGUGGGCGGCCUGCGCUAUGAGGCCCCACGGGUGAACAGCGCGGGGAAGGUGGUCGGCUGGAAGACGGUGUUCGACCCCCACCGCCCGUUUGCAAUAGACAUGGCUGGAUUUGCAGUCAACCUGAGGCUUAUCCUCCAGCGGAACCAGGCCUACUUCAAGCUGCGCGGCGUGAAGGGAGGGUACCAGGAAAGCAGCCUCCUUCGAGAACUCGUCACCCUCAACGACCUGGAGCCCAAGGCAGCCAACUGCACCAAGAUCCUGGUCUGGCACACACGGACAGAGAAGCCAGUGCUGGUGAAUGAGGGAAAGAAGGGCUUCACAGACCCCUCGGUAGAGAUCUGAGCCCGGGACACAGCUGGCACAACUGAGACCUUUUGCACUGGACCCCUGGGAAGGCAUCGCCUUCCAAACACCUCACAGCAGCUUGGCAGUGCUUUUGGUAUUCUGGCCGUGGUGCCCACGCCACCGCAUGGGACUGCUGUCAUGACCCC
Tupaia belangeri chinensis (Chinese tree shrew) is the source of this 1320-nucleotide messenger RNA. Its product is annotated as galactosylgalactosylxylosylprotein 3-beta-glucuronosyltransferase 1. Gene Ontology annotation, cellular component: Golgi membrane. Bases 140 to 1171 code for a protein of 343 amino acids. The transcript has 7 exons. Gene Ontology annotation, molecular function: galactosylgalactosylxylosylprotein 3-beta-glucuronosyltransferase activity. Gene Ontology annotation, biological process: carbohydrate metabolic process; chondroitin sulfate proteoglycan biosynthetic process. The record is from RefSeq and is a predicted model, not a curated record. NCBI's taxonomy places the organism in Eukaryota, Metazoa, Chordata, Mammalia, Scandentia, Tupaiidae.